Molecule: messenger RNA, 1396 nt
Organism: Sycon ciliatum
Lineage: Eukaryota; Metazoa; Porifera; Calcarea; Leucosolenida; Sycettidae
Product: sperm motility kinase Y-like
Exons: 4
Coding region: 76-1347 (423 amino acids)
Biological process (GO): protein phosphorylation
Molecular function (GO): protein kinase activity; ATP binding
Source: RefSeq, a predicted model, not a curated record
UUCGGUGACCGCGCAAGUGUCGGAAGCCUUCCUCAGCAAAGAACCUUCCUUGAAAAUCUUUUGUGAUCCUUCAAAAUGGAUCGAAGGUGGCCACGUCCUCUUCCCACUAGUCAGUUUGGUGAUGUCGUAGAGUUCGACGAGGUCAGUAAUGUCUUGGCUCGUCAGGUGUCCUUCGGUACCGUGGCACUAGGUGCGGGGAAGUAUGGAGAAGUCCGCACUGUGGAAAUGCCAACAGCAGGAGAUAUGGUAGCCAAGACAAUUUUCUUCCAAGCCCGGAACGGCCUGAAGUACAGGGAGCAGGUGUGCCGGGAGGCCAGAGUCUGCUUGAAGCUGCAACAUCCCAACAUCGUUGCAUGCUUCGGUGUCCUGCAGACCCAGCUCUGGCCUGCAAUAUUCUACGAGCGAGUACAUGGUAUCACCCUCGCCAAAGUAAAGAGCAAUGCCUUUGACGCUGGAACGUUUGUGGAGGAAGCCACGCUGACGGGUACGAUCCGCAAGGUACUGGAGGCUGUCCAUUACCUGAAGACAGCCAACAUUGUUCACGGAGACCUGCAGGAACACAACGUGAUGGUUACCCCUGAUGGAGGGGUUAAACUAAUCGAUUUCGGCCUGGCGGAGGAAUUGAUAUUGGGAAAAGCCGAAGUCAUCCGCACCAAGAUGUAUGCUCAUCCACCAGAGCUCAACGUGGUGCACUUCGGCGGCAUUGACAGCAAGACCGAUGUCUUUUUCGUCGGCGGCAUGCUGUACAGAGUAGCCGUACAGCGCCGACCCUAUGGCGACUUUCUUCUUGAGGAUGCAACAUCCCAAAACACCCUCGUGUUGAGAGGUGUUAACAAGGAAUUUGUUCGGUACCGUCAGCUGUCCAAAGAGCUGAAGUCAUUCAUUGACGACCUCAUGAGUUACAUGCCAGAUGAUCGACCCGACGCAGCACAAGCUCUUGAACAUCCUUGGCUGACUGGCGCGCAAGAUUAUCAGCCGCCACAGCUACUCCGCUUCGAGCAAGUGGCAAGUGCUCCUCACGAUGAACGGCAACUAGAUGAGGAAAUUAUUAACAGGAUGGCCACAGAGCUGAAUAUCAGUAGAAACGAGCUGGUCCAGCAAAUCCUCCAAUCCGCAAACAACUGGAGGACUAUUGCAUACAAGGCCAAUGUGCUGGCGAAGUCUCGCUCCCCUCCCAGUCCUCCCACUCCUCCUUCAGCACCAGAGGAGGCAGGUGUGACAGAGGACACACCACUUGUGUCUGUGCCUGCUUCUGCUGCAACAACGGCUGUAGUUGGCGAAGCAGAAGACAGUGCGUCAAGCGUCCCCCGCCGCAGCUUCUCCAUCCGCUGCUUAUUGUGCUGUUGAUUCACUGCUUUCUCAAUUGUUUCUAAUAAAAAAUUAUUUUCAAAGUGGA